CUGCUGCCUCUGCUGCCUUCGCUGCUGGCUGGGGGAGGGAGCCACGGGGCCCUAGCCGAGGUGCUGUUCCGCUGUCCCCCUUGCACCCCGGAGCGCCUGGCUGCCUGCGCUCCCCCUUCCGCAGGGCCAGUUGCGCCUCCAGCGGUGCCCCCAGCUGCCGCCGCCGCCGCAGUCUUGCCCUGCACCGAACUGGUCCGGGAGCCCGGCUGCGGCUGCUGUCCGGUCUGCGCCCGGCUGGAGGGCGAGGCGUGCGGUGUCUACACCCCGCGCUGCGCCCAGGGGCUCCGCUGCUACCCACACCCGGGCUCGGAGCUGCCCCUCCAAGCUCUGGUCCAGGGCGAGGGCACUUGCGUCAAGCUACGGGACACCGAAUAUGGCACCAGCCAGGAGCAGGUUGCAG
This is a messenger RNA of Gracilinanus agilis (Agile Gracile Mouse Opossum), 400 nucleotides long. RefSeq names its product insulin-like growth factor-binding protein 2. Gene Ontology annotation, biological process: regulation of insulin-like growth factor receptor signaling pathway. Gene Ontology annotation, molecular function: insulin-like growth factor I binding; insulin-like growth factor II binding. NCBI's taxonomy places the organism in Eukaryota, Metazoa, Chordata, Mammalia, Didelphimorphia, Didelphidae. The annotation marks the transcript as partial. The transcript has a single exon. The record is from RefSeq and is a predicted model, not a curated record. Gene Ontology annotation, cellular component: extracellular region.